AUGGAGGAGGCUGCGCUCUGUGAGGCCGAACUCAGCUCUUCCCGAUUCAGCAUGUUGGCCAAGGCGCUGGAGUCAGAUCUGGAGGAGCGCGCGGAGGAGCCGCGCGGCUCGCGGGAGGCGCUGCUGCAGCUGCUGCUGCUGCCAUACAAUCUUCUGACGUCGCUGCGGCGGGCGCUGGGUAGCGACUUCCCGCUCCUCCAGCUCCUGGACCUGAGCAGCAACGGGAUCACUGCGCUGGGGCCGGAGCUGCUGAGGCUGAGAGGCCUGCGCACGCUGCAGGUCACGAACUACCGGCUCGGUGGCCCGGGCUCGCUGCCCAACGGCGUGGCCCAGUCACCACUCUGCCGCAGCCUUCAGGUACUCAACGUCAGCGGCAAUUGUUUACAGGAGCUGCCUGCCUCGCUGCUGGAGCUGCGGGCGCUUCAGACCCUCAUCCUGGGCGGCAACCAGCUGCAGAGCAUCCCCUCCAAGAUCGAGAACUUGCAGAGUUUAGAAUGUUUAUACCUUGGAAGAAACUUCAUUAAAGAAAUCCCACCAGAAUUAGCAAAUCUGCCUUCUCUGAAUUACUUGGUGUUGUGUGACAACAAGAUCCAAAGUGUGCCAUCUCAGCUUGCACAGUUGCAUUCGCUUCGAUCCCUCAGUCUGCACAAUAACUUGCUGACAUACCUGCCUCGAGAGAUCCUUAACCUUAUUCACCUGGAAGAAUUGAGUUUACGAGGAAACCCAUUGGUUGUUCGUUUUGUUAGAGAUUUAACAUAUGACCCUCCAACUCUUCUGGAAUUAGCUGCAAGGACCAUUAAGAUCCGAAGUAGUUCUUACACUCCCUAUGAUCUUCCUGGGAAUCUUCUUAGAUACUUGAGUUCAGCCAGCAAUUGUCCAAACCCAAAGUGCGGUGGAGUCUAUUUUGAAUGUUGUGUCAGACAAAUUAAGUUUGUGGACUUCUGUGGGAAGUACUGCCUCCCCCUCAUGCACUAUCUGUGUUCUCCAGAAUGCUCCUCCCCCUGCCCCUGCAGCUCCGCCUCAUACAGCUCCAUGUCCCAGAGUGAGUCUGACUCAGAAGAUGAAGCCAGUGUUGCUGCACACAGAAUGCAGAAAGUUCUUCUCGGUUGA
Messenger RNA from Grammomys surdaster, 1110 nucleotides. Its product is annotated as leucine-rich repeat-containing protein 58-like. Lineage: Eukaryota; Metazoa; Chordata; Mammalia; Rodentia; Muridae. The record is from RefSeq and is a predicted model, not a curated record. Gene Ontology annotation, molecular function: protein binding. The transcript is spliced from 2 exons. The coding region runs from base 1 to 1110 and encodes 369 amino acids.